UUAGGUCCAUGAUCUAUCACAAAUAACCACCACAACAAACAAAAAUUAGAAAGAACAAGUCCAAGGCAGAGCAAUGGCGCAUAUAGCAGCAAUGGGCGUUUCCCAAAUUUCCUCUUCAAUAUACAUGCCGGAACUUCCACUCAAGUCUCAAAAUCUACAGCCCUCGUCCGUUUUCCUCAAGAGAUUCAGCGUAGCUCAUAAAAGAUUCAAUCUUGUUAAAGCUACCAUUGAUGGGUCCCCAGCCCCAGCUCCAUCCCCAGGUCUUUACUCUGCUAAACAGUUCGAGCUCACCCCUGAAAACGUCGAUAUGGUUCUUGAAGAUGUUCGACCUUAUCUCAUUUCUGAUGGCGGAAACGUAGAGGUCGUUUCUGUGGAAGACGGUGUCGUUUCCCUCCAGCUUCAAGGAGCGUGUGAGAGUUGUCCUAGCGCAACAACUACAAUGAAGAUGGGGAUUGAAAAGGUACUCAAAGAAAAGUUUGGAGAAGCCAUCAAGGAUAUUCGCCAAGUAUACAAUGAACAAGUAGUUGAAACCACUGCUGAGGCUGUGAAUGCUCACCUCGAUAUAUUAAGACCUGCCAUUAAAAAUUUUGGUGGUAGUGUGGAAGUUUUAUCUGUUGAGGAAGGCAAUUGCAAUGUGAAGUAUGUAGGGCCUGAGUCUAUUGGAUCAGGAGUCAAAGCAGCAAUCAAAGAGAAGUUCCCCGAUAUUGUCAAUGUUGUGUUCACUGACUAGCUUGCUUCGCGACAGUAUUUUGAGAAGUUCUUCUUUUGAACAUACUGUGAAGUUUAAUGCCAAUACUAUCGUCUGUUAUGUAGGAGAGAUGUAUAAUCCCAACCAUUUCGAGCAAACUUACAGUACAUGUUCACUAUGUAAAGAAACAACAGUAUGGAUGAAGUGGCUAAGUUUCUUCCCACCUCCACUAUUAUGUAUUGAUCAUGAGGAGAUUAUGAAAAAGAAGUAUUUUUUACAAUUCA
Molecule: messenger RNA, 972 nt
Organism: Solanum verrucosum
Lineage: Eukaryota; Viridiplantae; Streptophyta; Magnoliopsida; Solanales; Solanaceae
Product: nifU-like protein 1, chloroplastic
Exons: 3
Coding region: 74-730 (218 amino acids)
Biological process (GO): iron-sulfur cluster assembly
Cellular component (GO): mitochondrion
Molecular function (GO): iron-sulfur cluster binding; iron ion binding
Source: RefSeq, a predicted model, not a curated record